Molecule: messenger RNA, 4764 nt
Organism: Enterobius vermicularis (human pinworm)
Lineage: Eukaryota; Metazoa; Nematoda; Chromadorea; Rhabditida; Oxyuridae
Source: the annotation of a GenBank genome assembly
AACUUACUUGCAAAGAUCACUGAAUGCUUGUGGAUUCAGCAGUUUUAUCACUUCAUAUUUAUGUCAACGUCUUUCGUAACUACUGCUAUAGAAGCUUUGGGCCGUCUAGGAGAAAAAUUUCCGCAUAUGGUUGUACAGGAUAUUUUGCCAGUACUGACAAAAUUUUUACUGGAACCAUCUCCAAUAUUAGUUAAAUGUGGAAUUAAAGGAACUGUGCCUGAGAACUACAGUGGAAAAUUAUUAGAAAAACGGGAAGAGGCGAAUUCGCGAAGAAAACGUGGGCUUGAUAACUUAAGAAAAGCAACAAUUAGUGCAAUUUGUAAAGCUUUACGGUCCGCUCUCAAAACUGAAAAGGAAUGUGUGCAAGCUUACUUCUACAACGUUUCCACAAAACUUGUUCUUCUGGAGGCUGAUUCGUGUACUUGUUCAUCUGAAUUGGUCCUCGAGAAUGUGAUUUUGAUUUUAGGAGGCGUCGGAGUUGAAAUGGUUGAUGUGGCUGAUAUCGCCCAAUUGGUUUUUAAUGUCUUUCAUGAAAGGUUGUUCAAAAAACCUACUUUAUUUCUCGAUUCUUUGAUUAUUAGUAUGCUUGCCAACAUGUGGACUGCUGGAGCGAGGAAAAUUUAUGAACCUAUUUGGCUGCUUUUCACGAAGAUAACUAUUGCUUCUAGCAAUCGAGAGUACCCCUUACCAAAUGGGGACCAGCCAGGAGAAGAAAAUAGAUAUUCUCACGUUUCGUAUGCUGUAGACAAGGCUUUAAGUCAUAUGGCGGAAGAGAUCCAAGGCGAGGAGGAUAAAAUGUCUUUUUUGUGCAGGCUUCUUGAGCUCUUUGUACAGUUAGGACUUGAAGGAAAAAAAACUAGCGAACGAACAAAUGCGGUUUUCAAGACUUCUGGUGCUGGUAACCUUGGCAUAUUGAUCCCCAAAAUUGCUGCUUUGUUGCGGCGGAUGGAUACGAUCAUGAAUCCCUCAGUAAAGCUGAGAAGUUUAUUCCGAGAUUUUUGGUUUUAUUGUGCUAUUCUUGGUUUCGACGUACCAGAUUCUGGAUUUUGGAUUGAAGAGUGGUAUCAGGGAGUCUGCGUAAUUGCUUGUAAAUCUCCAGUACUGAUACCACAGGAAAGUUUGAGAACUGAACUAACCGCAAUAUUGCAGUCAUUUUUAUUUUUAUUCCAGACUGAGUUACAAGAAAUCAGGAAUACCGUAAUCAAAGAGAUCCAGCCACCAGCAGAUGUAAGCGCACUUAUAAGCAAAAUGGAGUUUGCGCACUGUAUAUACUUAAUUUCUGUUUUUCGAAUGGAAUCAAUGAGAGCUUUGUAUAAAUUUUCAUUUAGAUCGAUAAGGAAGGACAAAAGUGGCAUGUGGGCUUGUUUGUUGUCGUCUGCUAUUGCUGUGUUCUCAAAAUACGUUACAUACUUAAAGAAUGAAUUUCUGCUUGAUGAGAAUUUGGAGAGACGUCUUGAACGUCAUGCUCAGUACUUCUUGGUUAUCUUCAACCACAGUAUCAAAGAGGUUUGUAGACGAUGCGCGGACACUUGCCUAACUAAGUUAAUUAGCAGUUUUCCUCACCUGUUAUGGAAUGGAAAUGUGCUUGGCACGGCUUUAAAACUUCUGGAAGCGUUGUCUUGCAACUUGGAGCAUGAUAUAGAAUGCAGUAUUUCGAGAUUAUCUGUUGCUUCUUUCCCCUGGUCAAUUCAGCUUCAGGAAUCUUACGAUCAAAGAAAGGUGACGGUUAGAGACUUUACGCAACGAUGCGAACAGAUUUUACAGGAAGCUGUUAAAUGGGCACCGGGAAGCACUCGUAGUCAUCUAGUCGAGUACGUCGCAAACUCUCACUCUGUGACUGGCGCCAGCUUUCGCUUGACGAUUGAAUUGUUUUCUGAUCCAUCUCUGUAUCUAAAGUCGCUCCAUUUUCGAUCUCUUUUUAUUGGAGAAAUACGGGGUAUGAUAGAUGCCUAUAAAAUGACAGACCCAAGCAAUUACGAACAAAAAAUAAUCUCUUUGCUUGAGAAGGAGUACGAAUCAGUCUUGAGUCUUGAAAAAGAGGAGGGAAAAUUGCACAGUGUGAUGAAGUUGUCAGCGCUAUUUAUUACUCUUCCGGGUCUAAACAAUCAUUUAUUACAUGUUCUUGCCACUAUUCCUACUCGUGAUUUUUCUGUAUUUAUGAUGCGAAUUUGCGUUAUGUGCUGGAAUUGGAUACUAGUUGCAAGACCGAACGUUCAGUUGCCAUUUCUCAGCGAGAUGGCAAAUGCAUGGACUAAUUUAGUUUAUAGAGGUGUAGGUCUGUUUGAAAGAGACCAACCGCUUGAUUCUCCUUUGAGCACCAAUACGAGUAGUUUUAAGAAACCUUUUAUUCAGUCACACAGCAUCUGGAUAAAUUUCUUGCGGGAACGUAUGAUUGUUGCGAAGUAUUCAAGUAAGGAACAGAUGGAUGUGUUAGAAAUGAUGUUUGCAAGAACCCUUUCUUUUUCGAUAGGAGAGAGGUUGUGCAAUAUCGGGACUCCGCGAUGUAUUUUUUUGCUUUUGAUAUUAAUCGACCUCUUCUUAUUUGUAGUUGUAAUGACACGAUCCAUAGAAGCAGUUGGAGUCAGGUUUCGUUUGUUAAACUGUGUCUUGUCUAUGAUUCAGGACGAUUCCUUGUCAAUUCGCGUAUCCAAAAAUGUUAUUCGUGAACGCAUUUAUGCAGCCGCUCUGGACUAUUUCACGAUUCCCCCUCAAACACCGACACAAAACGCAAUUCAGUUAAAAAACGACAUUGAUCAGCUUGAAGCAUUUCGUGUAACAUUGUAUGCUGAUUUCCGUCACAUUAAACGGGAGAUAUCUGCACUGUUCACAUUUGAUUCAGGAAUUAAUCGUCGGACUAAAAUUGAUAUCGAUCGACAGGUCAAGAUAUACAAUAAAAAGAGAAAUCUUAUUCUAACAUUUGCGAACGAAGUUGGAAGACUGAGUGUUUGGUUAAAUCCGCUUGGAGAAACAGCUGACUCACCUGAAUCAAAAGCAGAAGAAUGGCGUAAGAACAAUUUUUCUGACCCGCGUGCAGAAGCAAAAUUAAUGAAAGAAUAUGUAAAAUUAGCUUGGGAGCUCAGCCCGGAUUUAGCUGUUCAUAUGCCGGCAAGGUUUCGUACCGUUACCGACUGUCGUAAUACCGUACAUGACUUGAUUAUUAACAACCCAGAGGUAGUUUCACAUAUUCCAGAGGCCCUUCCAUUAUUACUCGCUGACGACAAAGUAAUGGAGGAGAAAAACGAGGACCUCAAAUGUUUAAGUCAUGUUUUAACUUGGGCACGGUGUACUCCAGUGAUGGCUCUUUCUCUUCUCGGAGCUAGAACGUAUCCGACUCAUCCAAUAACGGUGCAGUAUGCUGUAAGAGUUUUAAAGUCUUAUCCUUCAGACGUCCUAUUACAGUACAUUCCUCAAAUGGUUCAGGCAAUUCGUCAUGACACGAUGGGUUACGUUGCUGAACUUCUGGUUUGGCUAGCAGGACAUUCGCAAUUAUUGGCUCAUCAGUUAUUGUGGAAUAUGCAGACAAAUUUGUAUCGGGACGAAGAUGCGAGAAUUGAGGAUCCCGAGCUGUUUGAGCCUUUAAAAGACGUUAUUAACAAGAUAAUUUCUCAAUUGGAAGGUGCGGCUCGACGGUUUUAUGAUGCUGAAUUUGACCUGUUCAAACGUAUAACUGACAUUUCGGGUAUAAUUAAACCUUACCCAAAAGGUGAUGCCAGAAAGAAAGCGUGUCUGGAAGCGUUAUCAAAAAUCAAGAUUACAUCGCUUACUUAUUUGCCAUCUAAUCCUGAAGCCGUUGUUAUUGAUAUCGAUUAUAAAAGUGGAAAUCCCAUGCAGAGUGCUGCGAAAGCUCCAUUUUUGGCCCGAUUUAAAGUUUGUCAGUGCGGAGUUAAGAAGCUGGAGGAUAUAAGUUUAACUGCUCACAGUGGUGAACAGCCACCCGAAGACCAAUUGUGCAGACUCAGUCGUUCUGAAAAUCCAAAUGUUUGCUGGCAAGCUGCUAUUUUCAAGGUUGGUGACGAUGUACGUCAGGAUAUGCUUGCCCUACAGCUAAUGCGAAUCAUGAAGAAUGUUUUUACUGCAGUAGGUUUGGACGUGAGGCUUUUUCCUUAUCGUGUAGUUGCUACAUCUCCUGGUUGUGGAGUGAUUGAGUGUGUGCCAAAGGCAAAGUCUCGAGAUCAGCUGGGAAGGCAAACAGAUUUUGGUUUGUACGAGUAUUACCUCGCUACUUAUGGUGAAGAAAAUAGCGAGACAAUGCGUAGAGCGCGUCGUAACUUUAUACACAGUAUGGCAGCAUACAGUGUUUUUAGUUUUUUGCUUCAAAUUAAGGACCGACAUAAUGGCAAUAUCAUGAUUGAUGCUGAUGGCCACAUUGUCCAUAUUGACUUUGGGUUUAUGUUUGAAAGUAGUCCCGGUGGUAAUCUAGGGUUUGAACCAGACUUCAAACUAUCCUCAGAAAUGGUAGCUAUUAUGGGAGGUAAAAUGGAAGCUGCUCCUUUCCGGAAGUUUGCUUCUCUAUGUAUCCAGGCUUACCUUGCUCUAAGACCUUACCAGGAUUCGUUUAUUGCUUUGGUGUCUUUGAUGUUGGACACUCGUCUUCCAUGUUUCCGAGGAAAGACCAUUCAGCAAUUUCGUGACCGAUUUGCGCCAAAUGCGUCCGACCGUGAUGCAGCGAAAUACAUGAUGCAAAUUAUUCGAAACUGCUUUCUAAAUAUUAGAAGUAAAAUGUAUGACCACAUUCAAUAUUUUCAAAAUGAUAUACCUUACUAG